AUGGCUCUCGCGGCUGAUCUGAGUACGCUUAUCGAUGCCUUGAUCACUUCCGUUGCCAAGAUAUCACCGGACCAGAAGGGGUCUGUGCGUGUUCAAAAUCUGAAGCGUCGUGUACAAGGUGGUCUCCGAACUGGUUCUCAUACGCGCACCGACCAGUUUGCAGUUACCAAGCAACUCGAGGGACUACAGGAAAAGUUUCAAAUCUUGAAUAGAGAUGAACUUGCUGAAGCUCUUCACAUCCGUCUUGCGGAGCUGGAGAGCAAUCGGACGUCCUGGCACCCAGAGAUCCUGAGUCUCUUACUGCAGCUCUCAGAUCGCCCCGCUCUUUUGUCUACGGUCAAACGUCCAACGGAAGGGGCCAAGGCACCAGAAGCAAAAGAGACCCUUUCUUGGUCGGACCUUAAUGCAGAAGGGACGGCAUUCAGCGACGAAGAAAUUUGGGAACAGGUCGACUUUGCUGGCGACUCAUCAGAUGACGACUUUUCAUCCGUUGCCAGUGAUGUAUCUCUUCCAAAGCCCAGGCCUCAAUCCGCCACAACAGUGGAUGAAGGGUACACCAUUCCAGAUGACUUUUUUGUUUCGCCAGAGGAUGGGGAUCUUGUUGCCUCUCUAGAAAAGGCUCAAUUUUGGAGAGCGGAAAACCACCCUUCGUUGCCCCAGGGAGAAGCAGCCACCUCGCGACUUAUCACGGAAUCUCAACUUGCUAGAGAGACCAUCUUUAUGCUUCAGGGCCUUCCGACGUCCAUUUAUGUACGUUUGGAUGAUGAUUUCGGAGUGGAUCGAAGAUACGCACUCGCACAUUCAUCCAGUGAAGCUCUAGCAUCGCUUUUGCAGUGUUUCAUCGAGAUAGGCGCCAAACUCAACGAUAUACGAUGUUUUACCAAGCUCCCACAGACAAUUCCAUACAUGCAGACGUUUUGCCGGGCCUUAGAAGUCCGUCUCCUUGAAUUUGAUAGAGUCUUAUCUCAAGUUCAGUGCAAAUACCUUUCUGCCGGGUCAACUGUCAGUCUCAUCCAGCUUCUUGUUGACGUUCGUCAAAACUCUCACGAGCUAGUAUUACUCUCAGAAAUGAUCACCAAGCUAGCUGAUAACUCGACUGAUCAACCAAUGUGCUGCCUUGAUUCGUUAUACGAUUUAGUAUGCAUGCUAGAGGCCCUUGGCGACGAAAGUACGUCCCAAAGCCUAGCGGAGCUAUUCUUUAUGUGUUUCAAAACAUAUUCAAGCUCGAUCCGACUCUGGAUGGAAACGGGUCAGGUCGAUGCUUCGGACAGCACUUUCUUCGUGCGAUCCAAUCGCGAGAAUGAGAACAAGGAUCUACGAACUCUUUGGCAUGACUGGUUUGUGCUUGAUACGGGAUAUAGGCAGCAGAGGAUCCCUCAGUUCCUCGAACCUGGUGUCCAGAAAGUUUUUACAGCGGGGAAGAGCAUGGUAUUUCUGCGCUAUCUGAAUGCGCCACCAGAUAUUGAGGCCAUGAGAUUCGAGGAUCUCUAUUCCCAGGAUCCUUCACUAUUACAUGUACUUCCUUUCCCCGCGUUAGUAGAGUCUGCAUUUGAAAAGCUCGUGGAUGUGGAUCAUUCACUCAGUGCUAGUUUAUUACGAACCGAACUCGACCAACAAUGCGGAUUAUGGACCUCGCUUGAUGCUCUUCAGCAUGUCUACCUCGCCAAAGACAUGAGCGCCGUCAGCAUUGUUGAUGCCAAAAUAUUUGAGCUGAUCGAUCGGGGUCGUUCCUGGGAUGAUAGGUUCCUGCUCACUGAGAUAUCGAGGACGGCCUUCAGUUCAGUAUCUGUCAUUGACACCUCAAGAAUCCUUAUGCGGCCAGCUAGUACUCCAUCGCGGGUCUCUCAAAAUCGAACUGUGAGGAUUCUGGAAGCAAUUUCAAUUGAUUAUGGCCUCCCAUGGCCUAUUGCGAAUAUAAUCACCGAGGACGCAAUACACACUUACCAACGGAUCUCGACCUUUCUGAUGCAAAUCAGACGCGCUAAACAUGCCAUCGUGAAACAGCGUAUUCGCGACGCCCGCAUCACCACACCCGACGACAAUGACACAUUGGUGCACGCUCUACAUCAUAACAUGCUCUGGGUCCUCGAUUUCAUCUACGGCCAUCUGACCUAUCUCGUGAUAUCCACCGCAACCCAAUCUCUACACAAAGAUUUAUCUAGCGCAAAAGAUGUUGAUGCCAUGAUAGCUGCCCAUCAAUCCUACAUGUCUUCUUUGGAAGCGCAGUGCCUCCUCUGCAAAAAUUUAUCACAUAUUCAUGACGCAAUCAUCGAUUUUCUCGAUCUGUGUGUUCAUUUCGCAGAUCUACAGGCUGCGCACUUGCUCGGGGACGAACAACAACAUCUGGAGAGUCUUAUCGCGCCGCGCACAAAGAGAGACUCUGAAGACGAGUUCGACUCCGAUGAUGAUGAUGAGGACUACGACGAUAUGAACCACGAACACACACUCACAGUCUCAUUUCGCGACUCGACCUACAGCCAGCAGAUGAAAACAGUCAACAACAACUUCAACCAUCUAACCGCCUUUGUCACGGAUGGCUUGAAAAGUCUAGCCCGUGCAGAUGACGGGCUUCAAAGUUGGGAUAUUCUUGCUGACAGGCUCGAAUGGAGGCAGAAUUGGCGUAGGCAUUGA
Molecule: messenger RNA, 2631 nt
Organism: Penicillium expansum
Lineage: Eukaryota; Fungi; Ascomycota; Eurotiomycetes; Eurotiales; Aspergillaceae
Exons: 2
Coding region: 1-2631 (876 amino acids)
Biological process (GO): microtubule nucleation; spindle assembly; cytoplasmic microtubule organization
Cellular component (GO): spindle pole; equatorial microtubule organizing center; centrosome
Molecular function (GO): gamma-tubulin binding; microtubule minus-end binding
Source: RefSeq, a predicted model, not a curated record